Messenger RNA from Elgaria multicarinata webbii, 1590 nucleotides. Its product is annotated as alkaline phosphatase-like. Gene Ontology annotation, cellular component: plasma membrane. The coding region runs from base 1 to 1590 and encodes 529 amino acids. The transcript is spliced from 11 exons. Gene Ontology annotation, biological process: dephosphorylation. The record is from RefSeq and is a predicted model, not a curated record. Gene Ontology annotation, molecular function: alkaline phosphatase activity. Lineage: Eukaryota; Metazoa; Chordata; Lepidosauria; Squamata; Anguidae.
AUGAACCUCCCGGCCGCCCUGGGCAUCCAUGGAUUCCUUUGCCUCUGCGCCCGUCUUUCGGAUGCCUCCUUAGAGGAAGAAAAAAAUCCCCACUACUGGAACGCCAAGGCCCGGCAGACCCUAGAAUCGGCUCUCAACUUGACACCUAUGAAUCACCGAGCAAAGAACCUCAUUUUAUUCUUGGGUGAUGGCAUGGGGGUGCCCACCAUCUCCGCGGCCCGCAUCUACAAGGGACAGCAGGCCGGAGGCUCCGGGGAGGAUGGCGUGCUGGCGAUGGAGAAAUUCCCCUACGUUGCCCUGUCCAAGACGUACAACGUCGACCGGCAGGUGGCAGACAGCGCUGGCACGGGCACAGCCUACCUCUGCGGGGUGAAGACCAACGCGAAAACCCUGGGCGUGAGCGCUGCAGCCAUCUACGGUCAGUGCAACACCACCUUUGGCAACGAGGUGGACUCCAUCCUCCAUCGGGCAAAGUUGUCAGGCCGGUCCGUGGGGAUUGUGACAACCACUCGUGUCCAGCACGCCUCUCCAGGAGCCUCUUACGCGCAUUCGGUCAGCCGGGAGUGGUACGGUGAUGCAGAUUUGCCCGACGAGGCCGUCCGGCAAGGCUGCAAGGACAUCGCUUACCAGCUGGUGCACAACACAGAAAUCAACGUGAUUCUAGGCGGGGGCCGGACAUACAUGACACCUCAGCAGACGCCUGACCCGGAAUAUCCAAAUGAUCCCAAGCAGAACGGGACCAGGAAAGAUGGCCUCAACCUCAUAAAAAAGUGGCUGAACGGCAAGCAGGGAGCUCGGUACGUCUGGAAUAAAGAAGGCCUGGACGCUGUGGAUGAGGACUCUACCGACCACCUCAUGGGCCUCUUUGAGCCGAAGGACAUGACGUACGAGCUGAACCGUGACAACGGUACGGACCCCUCCAUUGUGGAGAUGACUGAGGCGGCCAUCCGGAUCCUGCGCAGGAACCCCCGUGGCUUCUUCCUCUUUGUGGAAGGGGGUAAGAUCGACCACGGGCAUCAUAGCGGCAAAGCCAAGCAAGCCCUGACAGAGGCUGUGAUGAUGGAUUUGGCUGUGGAGCGGGCUGGACAACUGACCAACGCCUCCGAGACUCUCACGGUGGUCACAGCCGACCACUCGCACGUCUUCACUUUUGGGGGCAGCACGCCACGUGGUAACAACAUCUUAGGCCUGGCACCCAAGAAGGCGAAGGACAAACGCUCCUUCACCAGCAUCCUCUACGGCAACGGACCUGGCUACGCCCUUGAGAAUGGCAGCCGCCCAGAUGCCGGCUCUACGGAUUUUGCCAACAAUGACUACCAGCAGCAAGCGGCCGUGCCCCUGAGCUCCGAGACCCACGGCGGAGAGGACGUGGCCAUCAUGGCUCAGGGGCCCAUGGCCCAUCUCUUCCACGGCAUCCGAGAGCAGAACUACAUCGCCCACGUCAUGGCCUACGCGGGCUGCAUCGAGCCGUAUCACGACUACCCGGAGUGCGCCGCCUCACGCGCCAGGGCGGGCAGCCUGGGGCUCUCUGGGCACCCCUUGCUCGUUCCGCUGGCGCUUUGGCUGGGCCUGUUCUUGCUGCGAAUGUGA